CGUUUUUUUCCCGCCUCCGCCUGGGCAGAGCGGCUGGCUGGGUGACAGUUGAGCAUGGCCGGAGCUGAGGGCCCCGCUGGGCGGCAGUCGGAGCUGGAGCCCGUAGUAUCGUUGGUCGACGUGCUUGAGGAGGACGAGGAGCUGGAGAAAGAGGCGUGCGCUGUACUGGGCGGCAGCGACUCCGAGAAGUGCUCCUACUCGCAGGGCUCGGUAAAGAGACAGGCAUUAUAUGCCUGUAGUACCUGCACCCCAGAGGGAGAAGAACCAGCAGGAAUUUGCCUCGCUUGCAGCUACGACUGUCAUGGAAGUCACAAACUAUUUGAGUUAUACACAAAAAGAAACUUUUGUUGUGAUUGUGGAAACAGCAAGUUUAAAAAUUUGGAAUGCAAAUUAUUUCCUGACAAAGCAAAGAUAAAUUCUACCAAUAAAUACAAUGACAACUUUUUUGGAUUGUACUGUAUUUGCAAAAGACCUUAUCCUGAUCCUGAAGAUGAGGUUCCGGAUGUGAUGAUCCAAUGUGUAGUCUGUGAAGACUGGUUCCAUGGAAGGCAUCUUGGUGCCACUCCCCCCGAGAGUGGGGAUUUCCAAGAGAUGGUAUGCCAGGCUUGUAUGAAACACUGCUCUUUCCUGUGGGCUUACGCCGCACAAUUGGCAGUAACCAAAGUACCUGCUGAGGAUGAUGGGUUGGUACUGAAUGUCGGUGGAAUACGUGAUCAGGAAGUUAUCAAACCUGAAAAUGGAGAUCAUCAAGAUAGUACCCUCAAAGAGGAUGUUCCAGAACAUGGAAAGGAAGUUAAAGCAGAGCAGACUAAUGAACCGUGUACCAGCUCUAGUUCUGAAUCUGAUCUCCAGACAGCACUUAAGAAUCAACAUAUCAACACAGAAUCACAGUCUGGCUGCAAACUUCAGGAGCUUAAAACUAAGCAGUUUAUCAAGAAAGACACUGCCACCUACUGGCCCCUGAACUGGCGCAGCAAGUUAUGUACCUGCAAAGACUGUAUGAAAAUGUAUGGCGAUCUAGAUGUCCUGUUCCUGACAGAUGAAUGUGACACAGUUCUGGCUUAUGAAAACAAGGGCAAAGUUGACCAGGCAGCAGACAGGAGAGACCCUCUAAUGGACACCCUUAGCAGCAUGAACAGAGUCCAGCAAGUGGAACUUAUUUGUGAAUACAAUGACUUGAAGACUGAACUCAAAGACUAUCUCAAGAGAUUUGCUGAUGAAGGCACGGUUGUGAAGAGAGAGGACAUCCAACAGUUCUUUGAAGAAUUUCAGUCAAAAAAGAGAAGAAGAGUGGAUGGAAUGCAGUAUUAUUGCAGCUAGAGUGGAGUAAGGCGCCUUCUCCUCAUCCCAGCCAAUGAAAAUGCCACUUACUGUGCCAGGAAUAAAAGAGGCUGUUUCACAUUUGGUCCUCUUUCUGUCCUCUCUUUGGAGAGGCCUCCUCCUCCAGCCUCGAGCUUCCUUUGCUCUCCUUAACUGCGGUGUCACCGUGUUAAUGCGGACUUCGCAACCAGCGUUCUUCUGACUCAGCGAAGCGCAGCUCAAUUCCACAGACUUCAGCUCCCCACACCCCAUCCCAAUCUUCUCUGGGUUGUUUGCCUAUAAGUUUUUAGGAGUUUGAUUUGGUUUCGAGAAAGUAAAUAAUUUCUAAUGGCUUGUCUUUAACUGCAGAAUGUGUCUACUCCACCACGGGGCUGUUGUCUUCCAGGACCUGCUCUGUGGGGCAUCCCAGAAGUUCUCUUCCUGUCAGCCACAGCCUCUGUAGGCCCCUCUCCCCCAUGAUCACGGUGCCUUGGGUCAGAGCUUCCUCAGGCCUGGUCUGCUCUUUCUUCCACAUCCCUGCUGUCUGAAGUUUGGUCACGGCUUAGGAAAGAUCUCAGAACUGGUUUCCUUGGAGCCCAACCUCCAGGUAGCCAAGACUGAUGUUUUUCUGGCCUGGCCGUCGUCAUAGGCAGGGAGAUUGGCUGAUGGCAGGACUGAGGAAGCCAACCUUUGUUACGAAUUUUACUAAUAAAUUUAAAGUGAAAAUUUUGUUCACAAUUCUACUGGCACUAGAAUAUUAUAAUUCAGUACUGUAGCACUCAUAGGGCUUCCUGGAGAAAGUUUGCCAGUAUACUAGUCCCUCCUCUGCUGCCUCGAAAACAGACCGGGUACUACCCUGUGAAGUCUUGGUGGUUUACAAAGUCCUCUGGAUUUCUUUAUAUAAUCAGGGAUAUUCAUAAGCAUAUAUUAAAAAUGGACCUAUUUUGAUAUUGUUCUGUUAUAAAAAUGUUUUUGGAACCCCAGUAAAUUAUUUUUUCUCCUUAAAUCUGCUGAAGAAAGAAAGAUACUGUUUAGCUUAUUUGUAGCGAGCAAAACAGUGUGUGCCCUGUUUUGGAAGAGGCAGACUAUGGAAGACGUACCGAACAAGGCCCUAGGCUGGGGGAAUGAUGAGCUUUAUGUAGAUAGACGUCAAGAUGCACAGCUGGUUCCCUAACGACUGAGAUCUGAGAAUCUCACAGAAUGUUUAUAAAACCCCAUAUUUGAGGGUAAGUCCUUUUCAGUUGGUAUGAAAUCUCUUUAAAGCCUCUCUGUCUAUGUGGAAAAUGCCUUUUGGUCAACAGAGCCCUUCGCUGAUCUCUCCCUCCAGAGGAAAGUGGUCUUCCCUGACAAUAGAUGGCACACUUUGAGGUUUGUGACUCUAGCAUUUGAAGCUUUGAGGCCACACACAUAUAUUGCUAGUAGUUUGUGUGUCCAGCAGUCAUGUAUGUGAGUCCCUACCGACCCCUGGAUGGGAUAAACUAGGCCUGUGGGAGGUUGAGGCCUCAAAAAUAGUCCAACCCAUGUUUCUCUGCAUUAGGCCUCCUGGUUAUAGAUCUUGUGAAGAGUGGUGGGAAGUGGGAAGGUCUUAUGGCCACAGGAGAUGCCUGUGUGCCCUGAGCUAGCCUUGUAGGAAAGGAUAAAAAGGUUAGGUUGAAAAGCUCAGGGUGUCUUUGAGAUUGUUUACAAUCCCCAGCUUGGGAACUUUUUCAAGUCUGAGGAUUUUGAACCCGUUCCGCAAGGUUGCACUAGAGGUGUGCCGCUGUGGCCUGACAGUUUAUAUCUCCUCAAAUGUUUGAUUUAACUACCAGAAAGUUCCUUCCUUCUUAUGACAGGACAGGACCAAGCCUCGGAGGCGGUGCAUUCUCGUGCAGUGUACUCCUUGAGAUCACCCUGUGCUGGAGGGCUGGUUUUAUGAAAGGCACUGUUCCUUCUUUUAAAUUAACCAGAAGACCUCUUUUUUUUUACCUGUUGUUCACAACUAGUUUUCUUAUUUACUGUAUUGGACUGUCUCUUCUUGUAGAGACUGAUUUUGGCCAACAUGUGGCAGUUGAUACAAAUGCAUGUUUUAUGCAAAACAAGAAUAUAUCAGUUGCUUUUAAGGAAUUCUGGCAUUGUAUGUGCAUUUUUGUAGAAUUGUUACUGGACUUAUAAUUUACUUAACACCAAUCAGGUUUCUGUAAAAUUUAAAUAAAAUCAAUUAAAAAUAGUGGCU
Manis pentadactyla (Chinese pangolin) is the source of this 3511-nucleotide messenger RNA. RefSeq names its product ubiquitin protein ligase E3 component n-recognin 7 (gene UBR7). The transcript is spliced from 11 exons. Bases 55 to 1320 code for a protein of 421 amino acids. The record is from RefSeq and is a predicted model, not a curated record. Gene Ontology annotation, cellular component: cytoplasm. Lineage: Eukaryota; Metazoa; Chordata; Mammalia; Pholidota; Manidae. Gene Ontology annotation, molecular function: ubiquitin protein ligase activity; zinc ion binding.